Messenger RNA from Cryptotermes secundus, 6885 nucleotides. RefSeq lists its product as uncharacterized. The record is from RefSeq and is a predicted model, not a curated record. Gene Ontology annotation, molecular function: ATPase inhibitor activity; protein-folding chaperone binding. Lineage: Eukaryota; Metazoa; Arthropoda; Insecta; Blattodea; Kalotermitidae. Gene Ontology annotation, cellular component: cytoplasm. Bases 175 to 4440 code for a protein of 1421 amino acids. The transcript is spliced from 13 exons.
UCGAGUAGGCAGGUGACCAAAUAAUCAUAUGACUUGACUUGUGAAAGUUAAGCACGUGACUUUUAUUUACCGUUCCAAGUUGGAAGUAAAUAUAGAACUUUCUGCUAUGGGAAUGGUGUCUAGAAGAUGUAACUAAAAUUGUUUCAAGAAUUGGGGUUGAAGGUAAAAGACAGUAUGGCUUUACUGAACAGGUUGUUUCCUUCUAGAAAGAAAAGCCACAAGCAAGGUUAUGUUACGUUUGGUAAAAAUGAAACUGAAAGUUGGAAGCCUUUCAACUUCAGCAAAGACCAAGUAAGAGUUCUGCUAUUUAGGGAAUGUGAUUGGAGGGGUCGUAAAUUAUUGUUUGACUCAAAAGCUGUUCAGAAAGUAUCGUUGGAGAAUCAGCAUUGCAGCAAGCUUAAAUUUGGGUCACGGCAGAAAUUUGACAGCAAAAAGACUGAUAUGUAUGUUGAAGUUACAAACGGAUUUGGUUACCAGUAUAUGAAACCAAACUCGGACGUGACAGUAUUGGGUGAAAUGAUAUUUGGUUCUGUUGCAAUGGCCUUCCAAGGGAGUGUGUUGAAGGUUCACAGCAUGAAGUCACCAUUUCGCCUUAUAUGUACAAAAGUCUUCCAUUCGCCUGUAACGGGCAUUCGCAGCAGGGGAGUCAGUGACCGCAGCUUGGAAGAUUCAUGUGGCAGCUCAAUCAACUCGAUGAGUGAAUACUUCACUUCACAGGGCAUUUGCCCAGAUGCAAAGGAAGCAAGCGUUGGAAGUGGUCCCCUGGACAUUGAGCUGAGGACAAAACACCAUUAUAACAGUUUAGAAGUGGACAGCGGUUUCUGUGGAGAUGCAUCCUUGCAGUCAACAAGUAGUUUGGGGUCUGGGGGCUAUUCUUCUGGUGGACUUGGGACUUAUACUUCGAGUCCAGACUCCAGACGAAGUUCUGGCUCGUACCUUAACAAUCCAGUGUCAUGUCAUUCUGGUGGCAGUCUGUCAAGCCUUCAGCGACGUUGGCUGAGGAACAUGAGUACAUCCUUGGAGCUUGGCUCACAAGGUUUUCCUUGGUGCUCCAGAAGCACAAUGAACGAUCUUCCUAGUGAAGAUACUAGUCAGCCUGGGCACCGCAGAACAAAACUCGGACUUGCUGUAGUUAUCAGUCUGACACCAGAGGAGGAAAAAGAAAUGCAUUUCUUCUUCUUUGAACACAUGACUGUGAUGGAGGGAAUAAUGGAGAGGCUUCACAGCUGUGUCGAGCGUGCCUACCUACACAAGGAGAUGUUCGUCCAUCUCAUGAUGGAAGGGUCUGAAGAUGUGCAGCAGUGGCUUCUUGAUGUGUUUUCGGCUCCUCGGUUGUCUUUACCUGUGUGGCUGGGUCUUACAUCUGGCUUGAAUGAUCUGAACUGUGCCCUCUCACACAACUUUCUGCAGGACCUGUGUCAUCUCAUUGCAAACAUCGAUACUAAGGCUACCAACUUUUUUGUGAGCACUCUAGUGACAGCUGUGCUGACACAUCAUUUGGGCUGGGUUGCCACUAUUCUGCCUGGGAAAAUGCCCCUUCCUCACAUCUCAAAGAAACCCUGCACUGGACAGCUGUUGGAUGCACUGUCAAAAUCACACCCAUACAACCCUUUGUGGGCCCAGCUUGGAGAAUUGUAUGGUGCAUUGGGUUUCCCAGUGAAGGUAGCAAAAACGGUUGUCACAUCUAGUGCCAAGAAACUGGAACUUCUAAAUAGGAUUCUCAAUUCAUUGACGUACUUCAUUCGCUGCAGUGAGGUCGAGAAACGAGUUAUCGAAAAUGAGGAUUCAACAGAGGAGUGUCUGGAUGAAAUGAAUACAGCCACAAUUAAGAAAUCCAACAGCACAUCCACAACAACUUUGCUGAAUGAAGAUUUGCUGCAUCCUCAGUCAUCAUUUACAAGACAUUUUCUUUCAGGUCAUGACGUGAUGACAGUAUUUGAUAAUAGGGUUGACCAUGGAGUAGAAAUAGGCAGGGAACUUGAAGCUGAGAAUGGGGCAUGCCCAAUUCCGGAUAGAUAUAGUGUUAAUGUGGGAACUAAGUGUAGACCACUGUCUUCUGAAGUGUUUAAAGAUCACUACAUUUCAGUGCAGAAUGUUGGAAGCAUUGAAGACAGUAAUUGUUCUAGUGCACAAAAAUCAUCUGUUCCUUUAGGUCAGUCACGUGUCGAAGGUGGGAGCGUUAGAGAUCUGAGAAGCAACGUUCAGUUGUCAGCCCCGCAGGUAAGCGGUAUGAGACGAACUGCCAGUUUCAUGAAGAGACUAGACAGUACUACCACUGUGAUAGAUCUUGGACACUCAGAUUCAAAAUCCUCUACAAGAACCGGUCAAUUGUAUCCAAGUUUAGCAGAUUUAAACUUAGUUGAUGAUGAUAAUGAGACUCAAAAUAGCAAUCUUUCUUUAAAUCCUAAUAAUGACUCUAGUGCAGCAGAUUCAAAGAUGUCUGAAGUUAAUAAAAUGAACAGUGAUUUUUCAUUCUGUCAUGAAGAUAUAUCUCAGAAAGUAAGCCGUUUAUGUCGUGUUCCCACUUCCGCGAUACUAUAUCACCUUCAGAAUGAGGAUAACGGCAAAGAGAGUAGAGUUGAAGAGAUUGUUUUACCAAAACGAGUGGAGAGUGAACGACAGAGAUCUUCUGCUAGAACUGCUCCUCUGUUCAAAGCAAAGCCUAAUGAAGUUUUAGAAAACUCGAAGAGCCCUUCAUCACGUUCAUAUGUAGUGGCUUGUGAGAGAAAUACUGUUACAAGCAUUAGUGAAGAUAGUGAGAGCGGGUCACGAAAAGGUGAUGUGAUAUUUGUGAUAGGUGACAAUGAACGGCUGGUUGAUUUAAAGCAGUCGCAUAAAUCUGAAAGUGAACACAAUGAGAAAGUCAACAGGGGAAGUUUAGGUCAUGAUGCCUGUGAUGAUUAUCCCUCUGUAAUGAGUAGUUCUAGCCUACAGGACCAUGAGGGAGGUGGGAACUCAUGCAAACAUGCACCCCUGGCAAGCCAUUCCAGUUUAGCAGUGUCGUGUUUAGCCAGUGAUGUAAAGUCUCCUGCAUGCGAACAUGAAUGUGACUCAACAAACAAAUUUAAAUUAAAUAUAAAUUUAGGUUUAGGAAGUUGUGAAUUUCAGAAAGAAAGCAUAAAUAUGUCUGCAAAGGAGGUAAGAACCAAACAAUGCACAGCUUGUUCUACAAGCAAGAAUGGUCAUCGAGUCAUAACGGUCCGCCCAUCUGUGAUAGAACUUGAAGAUGAGUGUAGUGGAGUGAAAACAGAUUUACCUGUGAAGAAUUCUGUAAAAUCCAGCAAACCUGUUUCACGAUCUCUUAGCCUUUUAAGUUCGCUAUCCAGAGAAAAUGUGAGAAAGAAUGCAUUAUUUUUUUGUCGGAGACACAGUGAUUGCGUUUUUGAGAUUAGCCGUUACCUUAAGGAUUAUCACAGUGUACGGUUUCAUUUUGAGCGUUGUGAAGGCGUUCUUAUGAAUUACAUACAAGGCAGAGACAAGAAGAAGAAUUUGCAUCUGACAGACAAGAAGACAGAUAAAGUAGCAGAAGCAAGAGAAAAUUUUUCUUUAACGGAAAGCUGUGUGGUGUGCGAAAAAUAUAGCUCUGUAAAUACGGAUACUUUCAGCGUUCGUUAUAGUGUGAAUAAAACUCUGGUAGAUAAGACCAGUGAUGAUUGUGAUACGCCUGUAACAAAGGGAGAGAAACACUCGGACUCUGUGAGUGAUUACACAAGUGAAAGAAAUGCAAUCUUUGAUGAUUAUAGCAACUUGUCAGAUGAUGACGUUCUAUGUGAUGUCAGGACAGCCAGUCAGAAAGCAGAGGAUGGUGGGAUAACAUCUACAGAUGAGCAGCAAUGUGAAUUCAUACUUGAACUACCCAUGCCAAGAUGCAAAGCAGAGAAGUGCAACAAGCAGCGGUGUGGUUUUGCAGCGUCACUCAUGGGCAGUACAAGUGAUCAUUACAUCCCCGACAUGGUUUUGCAAGGAUGCACACAGUUACCUAAGGGCUGGGAAGCGAAUCUGAGGCGGGAUCUAGCACUCGCUGCCCACCAUCCCCUGUUGGAUCAAGAGGUGACAGAGGCUGUCUGCAUCAUUGCCAACAUUGAUACCUGGGAGGUUCAGCUGGUUUCAAGUCACACGUAUGUUGUGGAUAAACCAGGAACACUGGGAGUACGUGUUGGCAUGUCUCGGCUUGUGGCCAACAUGCUGGAAUCAUUGCUAUACCUGUGGAGGUUAAAGACUUCUCCUGAACAUUGCCUACUGCAUUUAGAAUCCAAGCUGAGAGAACUGUUUCUGCGUAGUCAGGCUCUAGCAGAGUUGUUACUGACAACAGAGUUCUGUGACAUGGAACUCCUCACUACCAGCUUGGAUCUGGAUGCUAAUGACGUGCCUCUCCUCCUGGCUGUAGCUUCAACUCACACGCCACAAGUGACAGAGCGGUAUGGACUCAGCUUCAGAUAAUGGUGUGAGGAACAUAUAUGGCAGUAUGGGCCUUGAAGUACUUCCAACAAAGAAAUUUGUCCAUGGUAAUAUAAACUAUGCAUACUGGUUAAUGUACAGUGCACCACAUUAUCAUACAUUAGCACUUAUUUGCUAUACUUAUGCAAAUACAGGGGUGCUUUAUUUCAUUUCAUUUCACAGCAUAUAAAGCAAGCAUGGUAGCACCAUGAUUGACACCCCCACCCUUGAAUGUAUGAGUAAGGGGUUGGAUUGCUGAGGGGAUAAUCAAAAGGGGAAGCACAAUAGACCAUUGUAGGUUGCAGUGCAAGGGCUGAGAAGGCCUACCCCUUAUACAUUCAUUCAUUCGUUCAAGGAGUUGGCUUUAAUUGGUCCACACACCAUGACCAAUAGUGAUCUGCUGGGCACCCCCUCUGUUCAUUUCCCCAACAGUCACUACUGUCAGAAACUUUAUGUUUGGUCAUUGUGUCUUUCCUUUGGAUGGGACCACCCUCCACCCUCACGUCCAUUGUGAGACCUACGUAUUAUGCUGCAUCCUCCUUUCAUCUCACCCUGAAGAUGGCAAAACUCUGAAACAUCUUAAAUAAAUGAUGUGGCUAAACCUUGAAAAUCAAAAUUAUACAUUAACAGAUGUGAAUGACACAGUUUUUGGGCCUCGAGGAUUGUAUGAGGUGGUAUUGGAAAGUUCCCGGACUCUUACUGUUGUGACACAGUUUUUGGGCCUUGAGGAUUGUAUGAGGUGGUAUUGGAAAGUUCCCGGACUGUUACUGUUGUAACUGCCUUGGUCAAAGAAGAUGAGAAGGGAGGUCAAGGUCACACUUCUGCAAGGCUAUUUGCUCAGUCUGUCACGUGACACCAUGUGUAAGGGUGGGCCAUAAAAUCCAGCCCUCGCACUGCGACCUUCAGUUAUCUAUUGUGCUUCAAAAGACGUGACACCAUGCUGUGAACACACAUUGUUUUUACACAAGUGAUUUUUCGACCUAGUGUUUUGUUUUGUUUUGUUUUGUUUGCGAUGGAUGGGCGAAUUGAACAAUGUGUCUGCAUCAAGUUUUGCAUGAAGCUCAGUAAGUCCACUAUUGAAAUCCUUGAAAUGCUUUGUGAGGCUUUUGGAGAAUAUUCUUUAAGCCGGACAGCGGUUUUUGAAUGGCAUUCACAUUUCAAGACCGGUUGAGUGCCAGUUGAAGUUGGCAAACGUUCAGGGUGACCAAGCACCAGGAAAACAAUAGAAAAUGUUGAAAAAAUUCGAUAACUCAUCAAUGAAGAUUGUCUCUGAGCAAUCCAUGAGCUCGCAGACACUGUUGGGAUCAGUUAUGGAGUUUGCCAGAUCUUAACAGAAAAUUUGAACAUGCACCUCAUUGCUUCUUCAUCACGACAAUGCGCCUGCCCACACGUCCUUGAAAACCACAGAGUUUGUGACUAACAGCAACAUGGUUAUCGUUCCUCAUCCUCUGUACUCAUGGGACUUAGCCUCCUGUGAUUUUGCAUUGUUUGCCAAAUUGAAAAUGAAACUGAAGGGACAGCGUCUGACGUCCAAAGGGAAUCACAAGUGGUACUCUACAGCAUUAAGGAAGAUGCCUUCCACAGUGGUUCUAAAGUGUGGAAAAAAUUAUGGGAUCACUUUAUACAUUCCAAAGGAGACUGUUUUGAAGAUGGCAGCCAGAAUUGAGUAAGUUGAGCCAGCAUUUCUUUUUUGACCUAGUCCUGGAACUUUCAAUAGCACCUCAUAAUAGUACUUUAUUUAUAGAAGUACCCAAACAUUUCAAAGCAUGGAAAUCUACUCACACUGUCCUGAUGGUAGAGUUGGUGCAUAACAUAGCAGGGGCUUGUAUUCAAAGUAUAACACAAAAAAGACAAUUCUUAAGUAAAUAUGGAAAUGUUUGGGGGUACAUACAUUGGACACAUCACAUUCUUCUGAAUGUUGUCAGAUACUGAGUUGUUUUUAUACAUCACACUGAUGACAGUGUCAUGAAUGCCACAGUUUCUGCCUGGUGGAUGCUUCAGCACUGUCCACUGAGGGUCUGCCAUGAUUUUUCUUUUCUUUAAGUUAGUCGUUUAACAACAGUGUCAGUAUAGAGACUAUGUAUCAUUGAUGAUAGAAUGAAUAAUGACUGUGAAACAGAUGGUGGGGUGAGAACUGGCAGGAGAGACUGACAUACCUAGAGAGAACAUGUCCCCUGCACCACUUCCAACCAUAAUCUGCCAGAACCAGAACCAGGACCAUGUCCUUGCUGUUUUAUAUAUACCAAACCAGGGCUUCAUGAAUCUAAUCCACAUCUGAGAACAAUGUCUAAAUUUUUGGUGACUGGAUCAGUAAUUAUAUUUACUCUAUACAUUGAUGAAUUAAUGAAAAAAAUAAGAAGCCAGAGCAUUGAAUGUGCUUCAUACUGAGAAUAAUUUCUCAGAAUAAAAUAAGUAAAAAUCUUUUCAGUAAGUUGGAUUUGAAAUUCU